UCCGCUACAUGAAUAAUAUGCUACGCAAGUGCCAUGCGCUUUAGCGCGCACGCGAAAAAGCGUUUUUCGCUCGCCGCCGCGUGUGUGAGUGCCGCCACGUGAUUUUGACAGAGCGUUCGUCCCCGGGUCACGUCACGCGAGUGAGAGUGUUAUUAUCAGUUCCCUGAUAACCCAGCAUGCCCGUUUGAGAUUCAAAACGGCCACAGGAUGAUUACAAUGGGGUUCACGGCCAGUUUUCGAUACAACUGGCUUCUAGUCCUUUUCUUCGCAACCUUGUGUCUGGCCAACGAUGGGUUAUACGGACCUUCUAAAUAUCCAAAUGAUGUUCCUGAAUACGACCUCCUGCACGCCAUUGGAGUACCAUUCAGCAACCCUAAGACCCAAUAUUUCGACGAAGGCCUCGACGGCUUCCCGGCUUACGGUCUCAAACCUGGCUCAGAUAUAAAAUCCCCAUACCGACUCUUCAUGCCCGAAAAACUCUACGCUGAGUACUCAAUAACCGCUACUGUUCGACCCGCGAAUAAAGAUGGAGGAUUCUUAUUCUCCGUAGUAAACCCUUUAGAAACUGUGGUACAAUUGGGAGUACAGCUCAUUCCAUCUGGUCCCGGGCUGACAAAUAUAUCUCUUUUAUAUACAGAUGCUAACAUUUACGCUUUGUCUCAAACGAUUGCGUCGUUUGUUGUCCCGUCUUUUGCUAAGAAAUGGACUCGGUUUGCUUUAAGAGUUACUACAGAUAACGUUACCUUGUUUCUGAAUUGCCAUGAGUUUGAUACCGUGUCCGUCAAAAGGAAUCCCUUAGAACUUGUCUUCGAUUCUGCCUCUACGCUUUACGUUGGACAAGCCGGGCCUCUCAUCAGAGGAGCUUUUCAUGGUGCAUUUCAAGAACUGAAGUUGUACGGGUCACCGUCGCAAGCUGAGGUGCAAUGUGUCAACACUUUCGAGGAAAUGGGUAAAGGCAGCGGAGGCGACGAGAUUGACAUAGACAAUUUUUUGGUGGACCAAGAAGAAGGGGACGUAGAGGGCAGCGGGAGGUACGGGACCAUCCCCCCUUUUCCCCCACCCCCUCCAGGAUUAGACGGCUACCCGAUGCGAUGGCGAGGCGAAAAAGGCGACAGAGGACCGAGGGGUCCCCCAGGGGAAUCGAUAAGGGGCCCCCCAGGACCCCCUGGGCCCCCCGGAGUUCCAGGUACACCGGGGACUGUGGGUGAAUUCUCGGGAUCAGGAGAUGAUAUCGUGUAUGGAGAGAACUACAACCCAACGGGUCAGUGCGGCUGCAACGCUAGCGUGUUCCUGACGCUGCUGAAGACGAACCCCGAGCUGCGGGGUCCACCAGGCCCGCCAGGGUUGAUUGGCGCUGACGGACGCACAGGCGCCCCGGGUAUACCUGGUCAACCAGGAAUGCAGGGCGAAAGAGGGCCAGUGGGCCUUAGAGGUGAAAAGGGUGAACGAGGUGAUAUGGGCCCAAGAGGGUCCGAGGGACAACCGGGGCCUAAAGGAGAACCAGGAGUAGACGGCAGGCCAGGCAUUGUUGGACCUCCUGGGCCACCUGGCCCACCUGGCGUUUCAGAGUAUGGUAACUUUGAUGAUUCUCUACCUUACGGAGGGACUAUGGGAAGGCCUGGAGCCCCAGGGCCUAAAGGAGAUGCAGGUCAACCUGGACCCAUGGGGCCUUCAGGAGAAAGAGGCUUUACGGGGCACAAGGGAGAGAAGGGCCUACCAGGAAUGAAUGGACUCAAAGGAGAUAGGGGUUAUCCAGGACCUCAAGGCGACCGAGGACCAAAAGGAGACCGUGGAAGCCCAGGACUUGAUGGCAGACCAGGAAUGCCUGGUGCCAACGGGCGUCCUGCCGAUAAAGGAGAAAAAGGUGAACGAGGCGAGCCGGGUCCUCCUGGCCCCCCUACUUUACCAGCUGGUGUCUUCAGUCCUGAUGAUCCUGAAUUUCUGUCCACUGGACAAAUACCGGCUUUGGCGACUAAAGGGGAUAAAGGUGAAAAAGGCGAAAAAGGAAUCCGCGGUCUGGAUGGGACACCCGGUGUACCAGGCAAUGAUGGCACGCCGGGACAACGAGGGGACAUUGGGCCUUCCGGAAUGCCGGGCACCUCGGGCCCACCUGGGCCCCCUGGGCUCAAAGGAGAGAGGGGAGAAAGAGGCCCCCCCGGUCCAGUCAGCAUUACUUCAAGUGGUAGCGAUAUAAUCACUGUCAAGGGUGACAAAGGAGAUACAGGGCCUCGAGGUAGAAGAGGUCGGCCUGGCCCUCCCGGCCCCCGAGGACUUCAAGGCUUGCAGGGUCUACCUGGUCCGCCAGGAAGGCCAGGAGAUAAAGGGGAAUCAGGCAGCUCUGGGUGGGGGGGUCGACCGGGGUCAUUGGCUAUACCGGGACCCCAAGGUCCUAAAGGAGAAAAAGGCGAUCCAGGGAUCAACCUAAUGGAUAUAUCUAUGCUCAAGGGGGUAAAAGGGGAACGCGGUUUUGACGGCGUUCCUGGUUUGCCUGGAGCUCAAGGGCCACCUGGUCCCCCCGGGCCUGGAUCCCGUUCAGAAAGUGUUCAGUUUGUCCCUGGCCCCCCGGGACCACCCGGACCUCCGGGGCCCCCAGGGGUUUCCAUUGUGGGGCCCAAAGGAGAACCAGGCAUGAGCUACUACGAUGAACACCCUGUCCAUGGAAACACCAAAUUUUAUGGUAGGCCAGGUACUGGCGGAAGGAGCCCCUUUGAAGAACUCAAAGCUUUGAAAGAGUUGAAGGAUCUCAAAGAAGGGAGAGGGAAGGACGUGCCACCGCCACCACCACCAGUAAAUGUUGCAUCUGGGACUCCAGCUGAUGACUCCAAUGCUGGGAAAACGCUUCCUGGAGCUGCAAUCUUCCAAACAACUGAGGAAAUGCUGAAACAAGCUUCGGGGAGUUCUGUGGGGUCGCUGGCUUACGUGGUGGAGGAGCAAGCACUGUUGGUCAAAGUCAAUUCUGGCUGGCAAUAUGUUUCGCUCGGUUCUCUAGUAACGCAGUCUGCGCCCGCACCACUGACCCCUGCACCCCUUCCACCUCCAAUGCCCGCUGCCAGCCUGGUACAUGUACCACCCAUUUCCAACUACGUCGAGAGUCCACCUGCUCCAGUCGAUGGACCUAACCUUCGCCUAGCAGCGCUGAAUGACCCUCUGCCAGGCAACAUGCAUGGGGUGCGUCGAGCGGACUAUGCUUGCUACAGACAAGCCAGGAGAGCAGGCUACAGAGGCACCUUCAGAGCCCUAUUGACCAGCAGGAUACAGAAUUUGGAUUCCACAGUGCGCUAUUCAGACAGACAUCUUCCAGUGGUGAAUUCUGAAGGUGAUGUGCUGUUUAAGUCCUUCUCUGACAUCUUUGAUGGGAAUGGUGGUGUCAUGGCUGGCACGCCCAGAAUAUACAGCUUCAGUGGGAAGAAUAUCAUGACAGACCCGCAUUGGCCCCAGAAACUGAUAUGGCAUGGAUCUCACGCGGGGGGAGAGCGCGCCCUGGACACCUUCUGCGAAGAGUGGCAGAGCAGCGAACCAACUAGCCGCGGCAUGGCCAGCUCGUUGUAUUCACACAAGCUUCUGUCGCAGGAGAGAUACUCCUGCAAUAAUCACUUCGCAGUAUUAUGUAUAGAAGCAACUUCAACUGUGAAUGCGCGAAGAAAAAGAGAUACUAUACGAUACAAUUCCACUGGCUUAUUAGACGACGAGGAUUACCUUUAUAACGCUGAAGAAUACCAACAGCUGCUAAACGAGAUAUUUGCUCAACCGUUUAGAGAAACCUAGAAUUCGAUUUAGAUACAUUUCAAUUGCAAUCUGUGGAAACAGUAGAGACCGUCGAGUUCAUUUAGUCGAGGGUGGUUUGAGAUUUUGGCGGCGCUAAGCUUGGUGUUCAUCAGAGAUUCCUAUUAAAUUAAGCUGUUUAAGCUGCCAAUGAGAGUCACUAAGGCCACGUCUGUAUUAGUGUUGCAAAGGUAUCGAUAGUUUCACUAGAAGCUAGUAACAAUAUCGAUAUAGUGAUAGUAUUAAUAAAUAGCAAAACUUAAAUUGAGGAUAAGCUCUUGUUGAUGCAAUGUAGCUUAGUCUUAUUCACUUCUUCAUAAUAUUAUUACGAUACGGGUUAGUUAAUAUACUGUUUUUGACUUAUGAGUAAACAAACGCGAUUAUUUUUUUAAAUAUACUUCUUGAGUAACAAAGUAUAUACUUUUUGAGUAACAUUUUAGCCUGAGAGACCCCAUAAUAUUUUGUAUUAAAACUAUUCCAUCCUAAAAAAACUUAUUUUCGGAUCAAAGAUUCAAAUAUUUACCACGUGUGUAGUAUGAACCAGCGAUCCCUAAAGUGACCAAUACUACGAAAUUAUUAUCUGUUGGACAUAAUACUGAAAUAUAAAGCAUUUUUUAUAACAAAAAAAUAUAUCAAUUUCAGUAAAAAAUAAUGUUUUAAAAUGUCCUUAUUUAAAAUUGUCUCUUUUGAUUUGUAAUCAUUUGAUAUACCCAUGGGAUUUUUUUUUAUUUAUUUAUUAUUUAUUUAUUAUCAUUAUAUCCUUAAUCUAAAUACAUGGUUUGAAUGAUGCCGUUAAACCACAGAGGUUUGUCUCGGCACCCAUUCGUCGCAUUAAAACAGAAAAAUAAAAAAUAAAAUAAAAAUAAUAAUAUAAAAAUACAGAAAACAUUGAAAGAAAUGAACUCAAAAACACACACAGUGCACUGUCGUACCGAGUAGGCAUAAAUGCCAAUCAAUGCGGCGUACCUCGUAUACGAGAUUCCCUCUAAAACCAGUUUGUCGCUUCCUCGAUGCUUCAUAUACAUCAUGUUCUAUUAAUUGAUUGCCUAUUGUAACGUCGCAUCACGCCCACUUUAUCUAGCGGGGUAGGCAGUAGUGACUAUGUUAUUUGUCUUAUAUACACAUACAUACGUACCUAAAUAUAUAUUAUUA
This is a messenger RNA of Pectinophora gossypiella (pink bollworm), 4914 nucleotides long. It is a transcript of the gene Mp, whose product is annotated as collagen alpha-3(IX) chain-like. Bases 208 to 3765 code for a protein of 1185 amino acids. The record is from RefSeq and is a predicted model, not a curated record. NCBI's taxonomy places the organism in Eukaryota, Metazoa, Arthropoda, Insecta, Lepidoptera, Gelechiidae. The transcript is spliced from 27 exons.